GCAGAAUAGUUCUGAGAAGUCCAGUUCCCGGCGGCUGCUACUGGAAGUGGGUGUUUCCUCCAGCAGCGUGGAGGCAGCGGGCUGAGGACACGGAGCACCUCGGGCCCCGGUCCUGAGGCUCGAGCCCAACAGCCCGGCCUUUGAGCCCGUGCGGCCCUGUGCGCGCACGGCGCUGUCGGCCGCCGUGCAGGAGGCACCGCUCCGCUCGCCAGCGUCAGCUGGGCCACCUCCGAGGGGCUGGGCCGAACACACCUGAUCUUUGUGCCCUGGGCGCCCAGCACACGCUGCUUCCCGAGGGGGAAAGCGCGGGCGGAGGGGUGGCGCGCAGAGAAGACCUGCAAGGUUUCUGGAGCCCUGAGAGGCGGGCAGCGACCUCGCCGCACGAACUGACGCUUGGCGGGGCAGAGAGCAAGAAGAGCGCGUCUCUCCCCGUCCGAGCCCAGCGGCGCUCUUCCCCGAACAGUGAACGAGACCCGGCGGCAAUGACGCCAGCAGGGAUCCAACCUCCAAGGGGAAGCCUUAGCCUGAAGAUAGGGCAGCCGUCUCUAGCCUCAAGUUUUUACAGGGUUUGCACUGAGACCAAACAGGUUAACAUUUACGGACGGGGCCCCGGCAACAUUCGCGCUCCGGACUCGCGAGUCCACCCGAAACACCGUCGAGUACGUGCGGACCCGAGGCGGAAAGGCUGUGGCGCUGUUGCCGGGGAGACGGCGCGGGGCAUGCUGGGAGACGCGGCUUUCGCUGCGUCGGGCGGAGUCUGGGCGACCCGACUGGGUGAGGACGGCGGCGGGCCCGCGGGUCCCGCUUCUCUAACGCGACCGCAACUGUUUCGGCGGGUAUUGCCGGCCUUCUUCAGCGACCUGGUGCCUCUGGUCCGAAGCAUCUACCACCGGCGCAGCCCGUCGCCAUUGGCCUCCCUGAGCCGGCUUCCCCGGGAUGCCUUACGGGGGACUUCCGGUCCGCCGAGCGCGCCGAGCUUCCGGUUCUGCCCGCUCUUUCGAGCUCCUGUGGAGGGUUGCCGGCUGGAGGUUGGGGCAGUUCUUCAGAUAGUCAUCAUGGGUAUCCGAGGACUUAUGAGUUUUGUGGAGGAUCAUAGUAAUGAGUUCUUCACUGAUUUGAAGCUGCAAGACACAAAAAUCAUCAUUGAUGGCUAUGCACUCUUCCACUGCCUUUGCUUCAAUUCAAACUUGGAGCUUCAGUAUGGAGGGGACUAUGAUUCUUUUGCAGAUGUUGUACAAAAAUUCUUUGAAUCACUGUUUGCUUGUAAUAUAUGUCCAUAUGUUGUAUUAGAUGGUGGAUGUGACAUUUCAGAUAAAAAGCUUACAACAUUAAAGGAUCGAGCUAGAGAGAAGAUCCAGAUGGCCCAUUCCCUUUCUGUUGGUGGGGGUGGGUACGUAUGCCCCUUACUCAUUCGGGAAGUAUUCAUUCAGGUUUUGAUCAAGCUGCAGGUGUGUUUUGUCCAGUGCUUUUCAGAAGCAGAUCGGGACAUUAUGACAUUGGCUAAUUACUGGAAUUGUCCUGUGUUAUCAUCAGAUAGUGACUUUUGCAUUUUUGACCUGAAAAUUGGGUUUUGUCCAUUGAAUAGCUUUCAGUGGAGAAACAUGAACACUAUUAAGGGCACACAAGACUACUAUAUUCCAGCCAAAUGCUUUUCCCUUGAUGCACUCUGCCGCCACUUCAGCAAUAUGAAUAAAGCUCUACUACCUCUCUUUGCUGUGCUGUGUGGAAAUGACCAUGUUAAUCUGCCCGUCGUGGAGACAUUCUUAAGUAAAGUACGUCUUCCUCUUGGAGGUACCAGUUCUAAGAGGAGAAGACACCACCGAAUUCUGGGACUUCUGAAUUGGCUGUCUCAUUUUGCUGACCCUACUGAAGCACUAGACAAUGUUCUGAAGUAUCUCCCAAAAAAGGAUCAAGAAAAUGUUAAGGAACUUCUGUGCUGUUCCAUGGAAGAAUACCAGCAGUCCCAGGUGAAGCUGCAGGACUUCUUCCAGUAUGGCACUUAUGCCUGUCCAGAUGCCCUGAAUCUGGGUUUACCAGAAUGGGUACUAGUGGCUUUGGCCAAAGGCCAGCUGUCUCCUUUCAUCAGCGAUGCUUUGGUGCUAAGACGGACCAUUCUUCACACACAGGUGGAAAACAUGCAACGUCCAAAUGCCCACAGAAUCUCUCUGCCCAUCCGACAAAUCAUCUAUGGGCUGCUUUUGAAUGCUUCUCCACAUCUGGAAAACAUUUCCUGGAAUGCAUCGCCUCCUCAGCCUCUAGCUUUCAGUGAAGUGGAAAGGAUUAAUAAAAAUAUCAAAACAUCAAUUGUUGAUGCAGUAGAACUGCCCAAGGAUCAUUCUGACUUGAACCAAUUGACUGAGCUCUCCUUGGCUAGACGGCAGAUACUUCUGUUAGAAACACUGAAGGUGAAACAGCACAUCCUGGACCCUGUCCCUGAUACACUGAAGUUGCCCAUUGCUAUCAGUUGCUACUGGUUGCAGCACAUGGAGGCCAGGGCAAAGCUCCAUCAUGUCCAAGCCUUACUGCUGGGGAUGCUGACAGGGCCUUUGCAUGCCAUGAUUUACAGCUCUGGAAUUGUGGACUCUGCAACCCUGGCAGGCUCAGUGCCUUGCUGCUCGCUAAUUGGUAAAAGAGAAGGAAGUUCUGCGGGAGAACAGCGGCGCUAAGAUGCUGUAUGAAGAGUUCCAGAGAGUGAAGGAGCAGGCGCAGCCAGGCCCAAGGCUGGAGUUAGAUGCAGCUCACGUCUUCUGUCAGUGGCAGAGCUGUCUGCAGAUGGGGGUGUAUCUCAAUCAGCUGCUGUCCACUCCUCUCCCGGAGCCGG
This is a messenger RNA of Manis javanica (Malayan pangolin), 2821 nucleotides long. Lineage: Eukaryota; Metazoa; Chordata; Mammalia; Pholidota; Manidae. The record is from RefSeq and is a predicted model, not a curated record.